This is a messenger RNA of Quercus lobata, 1426 nucleotides long. RefSeq lists its product as uncharacterized. The coding region runs from base 1 to 1044 and encodes 347 amino acids. The transcript has 4 exons. The record is from RefSeq and is a predicted model, not a curated record. NCBI's taxonomy places the organism in Eukaryota, Viridiplantae, Streptophyta, Magnoliopsida, Fagales, Fagaceae. Gene Ontology annotation, molecular function: protein binding.
AUGGCCGUCGAAAGUUCAUCGACAACGUCAAGGCCAAAUGACGAUAGACCCGUCAUCUUUUUCGGCGGCUUCACCCUGGACAAGCAAAGGUCGGAGACUGAGAGGGAUGAUGGAGCCAUCGUAUCACAGAUAGAAUGGUUUUCCAUUGAUGUCCCAGACGCAGACGCAGACGCACACUGUCAAAAGCAAAAGCAAAAGCUGAAUCCGCUUUCGGUGAUGGAGAUUGAGAAUCAGUGUUACUUUGCAGCAUUAGACUCCUCUAUCUAUUGUAUUAGCCGUCAUCACUUUCGUGAUCGAGUUCAGAUUUUCGACCUCACCGGUGGUGAUAUUGAUGGUUGGCAGCCUGGUCCUCCACCGAUUGUUAGUAGAGUCAACCCACACAAGUUCGUCGUCAACGGAAAGUUGUACAUUUUAGGUGGUGUACGGGAAGUUGAGUCUCCCUGGAUGGAAGUUUUAGAUCCUAAAAUAGGAGUGUGGAAACCGUUACCCAAUCCUCCAGUGGAGGUUGGCCAUCAUAGUCGGAGUGUUGUCGCUCUUCUUCUUAAGCCCGAGAAGGCGCAGAUUCUUGUCAGUUCAUUCCUUAGUGGCGAUCGUCCUCCUCAAUUUCGUUUCCUUACAUACAACAUUGAUGAUCAGUCUUGGGAACCACUCGAUACUCCCGUGUCCGUCUUCAAGCUACUUCGUGGUUUUGGUUUCAGUCAGACAACUAAUACUGCUUUAGCAGAGGGUGAUACUCUCUAUUGGGUUUCCUUCGAUUAUUUCGCUAGACAUGAAUUGGUUAUUCACGCUUACAAUCUGAUUACUGAUGAGUGGUUCGAGGGCUUUCUCAACACUUGCGAUGAAAUUUUUGGGAAGAAAGAAUUACUAACUGAGCAUCGUCCUCACGGUCUUCUCCAUUUAGGCAAAGAAGGUUUCAAGGACUUGAAUAUUUCGGUUGUGGCCACCCACAAGUAUCCCAUGGAUCGCAGCAUAGAUAUCUUGGAUGCUCAGUUGCUGGAUCACUGCUCUUAUACAUCAAAGCGGAAGAAACCAAAGUAUUCAUAAGAUAAUUUUCUGAUGGUGGUUCUCUUCCUUUUGAGGAACAGAAAUUGCACAAAUGAAGAUUGGAUGAGAUUGAGGUAGAUGUUAUGAAUUUGGACAUCAACAAGGAAUCUAUGGGUGGUACUCUUGCACUCUGUUUUGGUUUCUCCAACUUGAUCAUAUGUGAUGCUUAGCAUUUGACGAGUUUUAUGGAACUUAUAUUUUAGUUGAAUUGUGUUAGGUUGAAUCAUGAAACUUCAUUUGGGAUGUCAUAUUUAUAAAGGACUUUCUAGAUUGUAUAUUAUAAGCACUUUCAUGCAAUUAUGAACUUUUGGAUUGUAUGCUUUAAGUUGAACUUCGUAUUUUUCAAUUUUUAUGGUAGUUAAACGCGAGCUGAGCCAUGCUA